Messenger RNA from Chrysemys picta bellii (western painted turtle), 491 nucleotides. NCBI's taxonomy places the organism in Eukaryota, Metazoa, Chordata, Testudines, Emydidae. The record is from RefSeq and is a predicted model, not a curated record.
AUCCCGCAGCGCAGGCGCAAAACGCCGCCACGCUGUGCACGCCAGUCGGGAGGAACACGGCUCACGUGACCCCUGGCGGAGCGCGUGUGGCUGGGACUCGGAUGGAGCAGGGAGCCGAGGCGGCGAGCGGGCCGGCGGGGAGCCCGGGGCUGGCCUGCGGCAAGCGGAAGAUGGCGCUGCACGGAUGUGAAACCUGUAGUGGAGAGGAAGCAAAGUACAGGUGUCCACGUUGCAUGAAAUACUCAUGCAGUUUGGCGUGUGUGAAAAAGCACAAAACUGCACUGAGUUGUAAUGGAAUCCGAGAGAAGGCAGCAUUUGUCUCCAUAAAUGAGUUUAGCGAGUUGAAUCUCCUAAGUGAUUAUCGUUUUCUGGAAGAUGUAGGAAGGAUGACUGAUGGUGCUGCUCGAGAUGUUUCCUUGCAUAGACCAACAACCAAUAAAUUUGUGAGUUUCAAGUUACCUUUUUGGUUAGUUUAAAGUGGAAAUGAGGCA